Sorghum bicolor (sorghum) is the source of this 1316-nucleotide messenger RNA. Its product is annotated as ricin B-like lectin R40C1. The coding region runs from base 22 to 1014 and encodes 330 amino acids. The transcript has 4 exons. The record is from RefSeq and is a predicted model, not a curated record. NCBI's taxonomy places the organism in Eukaryota, Viridiplantae, Streptophyta, Magnoliopsida, Poales, Poaceae.
CCUGAAACCCCCCGAGAGAAGAUGUACGACUACGGGCUCGGGCACCCAUGGCUGAACCCUGAGGGCACCUUCAAGGUCUUCUGCAAGGCCGACGAGGGGCUCUGCCUCGCCGUCCGCGGCGGCUCCCUCGUCCUUGCCGCCGCCGACCCCGCCGACGAGCACCAGCACUGGUUCAAGGACGUCCGCUUCAGCCUGCGCAUCAAGGAUGAGGAGGGCAAGCCCGUCUUCUCCCUCAUCAACAAGGCCACCGGCCUCGCCAUCCGGCACUCCCUCGGCCCUUACCACCCGGUGAGGCUGCUGGAGUUCGACCCGGAGGGCUUCGAAGAGUCGCUGCUGUGGACGGAGAGCGGCCACUUGGGCAGGGACUUCGGCUGCAUCCGCAUGAUGCACGACGUCGACAUGGGCCUCGACGCCGCCUUGCCCCGCGGCGAGGACGGCGUGCGGGACGGCACGGGGAUCACGCUCACGGAGGGUGCCGAGGCCGAGGGCGACACACGGAGCUGGAAGAUCGUCUUCUGGAGCGAGGAGGCCAACAAGACCUGCGCCGGGCUUUACGCCGAGCCCACAUGCCGCAUCUACUGCAAGGCCGACGAGGGCUUCAGCCUCACCGUGCGCGACGGCGCUGUCUGCCUCGCGCCCACCGACGCCGACGACGACUACCAGCACUGGAUCCAGGACAAGAGGCCCGGGAACCGGAUCAAGGACUUGGAAGGCUACCCCGCUUUUGUCCUCGUCAACAGAGUCACCGGCGAUGCCAUGGAUGCCUCCGUAGGCCGGGGCAACCCUUUGAAGCUUAAGGCGUACAACCCGUGCUACCUGGAUGAGUUCAUAAUGUGGACGACGAACCGUGACAUGGGGGGUGGCUUUCGGUGCAUACACAUGCUGUGCAAUCUCUCUCUCAACUUCAAUGCCUUAAAGGUGGAUGGGGUGCAAGAUGAUACCAAACUCGUGCUUUCGUAUUGGGGUGUGGAAUCAGACAACCCGCACCUUCAGUGGAAGAUUGUUCCCUGGUAAAUGUUGUGCUGGAGCUGUGCAUUGGUGGUCAUCGCUCUUGAUUUAGAGCUGAAGAGAUGAGGCUGUUUUCUCCUGCAGUGCUGCUAGAAUGAAGUUGUGUUCCAAUGUGCGUUUAGUUCAGUUAUCAUUGAGUGCUGCUGGGGGAGAGGAGAGGGUCUCGCCUCUGGUGAACUAUGCUGGAGUUGUAUUAUGAGCGGAGGUGGUUUCCUCUGUCUGUCUGUCUGACGCACCGUAUUAAACUUAGUAUGCAUGUUGGGCUUUGUUGCACAUUUUGGGUUUGCGCCUUUUAUUUGCUUCCCUGA